Molecule: messenger RNA, 4863 nt
Organism: Physella acuta
Lineage: Eukaryota; Metazoa; Mollusca; Gastropoda; Physidae
Product: serine/threonine-protein phosphatase 6 regulatory ankyrin repeat subunit B-like
Molecular function (GO): protein binding
Source: RefSeq, a predicted model, not a curated record
AUGGCAUUUUGCAAACCAUCUUUUUCUGGAUCUGGCUCUUCUGCCGAAGACGUGUAUAGUGCAGCACAAUCGGGUUUAAAGUCAGUAUCAAAUUAUAAUGUCAAAAACAGGGAAGGCUACACAGCGUUAAUGCUGGCUGUAGAACGAGACAACCUCCAAGUUCUGAGAGCUCUACUUGAAGCUGGCGCUGAUGUAAAUGUCAGCAGAUCUUCUGAUGGCAGCUACACAGCUUUGUCUCUUGCUGUUGACAAGGGGCACACAACUGCUGUACGAGAACUGCUUCAACAUGGCGCUUUCCUUUCUUGCGAGAAGGGCAUUGAGGCUUUAGAUUUGGCCAGAGAAAAUGGUUUUUUGGAUGCUGUAGUCAGGGGAGAGGAGUUGCUAAUUAAACAAAAUAAGGAAAUAAUUAUGGAUGGAAAAACUGGAGUUUUUCAGGCAUUUAAAAAUAAUCGAAUAGAUUUAGUUCAGGAUCUGGUUACAGCAGGAAGUAAUAUUUCGCUAAUACACGAAUCUACAUACACUUUUAGAAACAAUAACAAGGUUUUACUGCAGCAGUUGAUAGAUAACGGAAUUGACAUCAACAUUGUUUUCAAAGAAAGAACUGCAUUAAUUAUGGCAAUCUUUUUCGACAGUCCAACAUGUGUAGACAUUUUACUUAAAUCAAAUGUUAAAGUAAAUUUUGUCAACAAAAAUAAAUUGACGCCAUUGCAUAUCGCAGCACGUAAAAACGAACUAAUUGUGAAGUUACUGGUAAAUGCUGGUGCUGAAGUCAACGCCGAAACAUGUGAAGGUGAAACACCUCUACAUUUGGCAGCUAGCAUGGGUGAUAUUCAAACAAUUCAACAUCUUGUGACAGCUGGUGGAUCGGUCAACUGCAUCAAUAACGAUGGAGAUUCUGUACUAAUGAAGGCUACAAAAAGAUCUUCAAAUGUCCAAGAAAUAUCUAUAUGGAGACGAAAACGAGAAAUAACCAAUCUACUCUUAAUUAAGGGCGCCGAUGUUAAUUUUAUAUUUAAUGGAGAAAUUCCACUGUUAAUUAUGGCCGUACAAUUAGGAGAUGUUGAACUUGUAAAAACAAUGCUGGAAAUGGGAGCUGAUGUUAAUUUUAUGCUUAAUGGAGAAGUUCAACUGUUACUUAUGGCCAUAAAAUUAGGAGGUGUUGAACUUGUAAAAACAAUGCUGGAAAUGGGAGCUGAUGUUAAUUUUAUGUUUAAUGGGGAAGUUUCACUGUUAAAUAUGGCCGUACAAUUGGGAAAUGUUGAACUUGUAAAAACACUGCUGGAAAUGGGAGCUGAUGUAACUAAAGCUGAUAUUAAUGGGAAUACACCACUACAUGUUGCUGUUGAUGAAAUAAAAUUUAGUCAAUCGUGGAAGUCUUGUUUGAAAAACAUAGACCAUUUUUUAUGUGUUUACAGUAAAGAAGGUGUUAAGCUACACUUAACUCCGCAGAAUUAUUUAACAAUAGAAGAAAUAAUUCAAUACGAUUUUCCUAGUCUGGAAAUGGAGAAAUGUUGUGACCUUGUAAAGAUUUUAAUCAAAGCUGGCGCAGAUGUUAAGAUAUCAAGUGCAUCUGGAAUGCAACCAAUCGUGAAUAUUUUAGACUUUGACAGCCCAGAAUUAGUAGAAUUAUUUUUAGAACACGGAGCAGAUGUAAAUAGUUGCGAUUCUAAAGGCCGUUCUAUUUUGUCUCUCGCAAUAUGGAACCAAAAAGAAGAAAUCGCUAAUCUACUGGUAUUAAAAGGAGCUGAUGUUAAUUUUAUGUUUGUUAAACAGUUACCUGUUUUAGCUAUGGCAGUACGGUUAGGUUACGUUGAACUUGUCCAAAAAAUGCUAGAAAGGGGAGCUGAUGUAACAAAAACUGACAACAACGGGAACACACCUGUACACAAUAUUUUAUUUAAUCAAACUUCAAAGUCGUUUGAUAUCAGUCACUCCACGUGUACUUGUAGCAAAGAGUAUGAUACUAUAGCAAUAAAACGACUCGUACAUUUAGAAUCAUUUGAAAAUGUACAAAAAGACCACAUAUGUAUUGCUACACGUUUAGAGAUAGUAAAAGUUCUAAUCCAAGCAGGCUCUAAUAUAAACCAAGUAAAUAAUAAACUACAGAGCCCAUUGCAUAUAGCAAUAGAGCAAAACAUUUUUGUUACAGACAAAUAUACUGAAUAUGUAAAAAUGCAAAUAGCUGGCAAUGACCAGGAAGGCACAUUUAAUCAGCCGUUUUUUGUAUGCUCAGAAAACUGUAUAAGAAAUCAUUUUGCGUUCAACCCAAGUAACAAAUGUUUCACUGUAACAAUAGAAAGAUACACAUAUUUACAAUCACUUGAAUGUAACCCACACAAAGAGGCUAUUAAUAUUAAGACGCUUCUUAAAAUUUUAAAGAUACUUCUUAAAAGAGGUUGCAAUGUGAACCAAGUAAACAAUGACCUAGAGAGUCCAUUGUGCUUGGCCAUACGACACAAAGAGCUAGUAGAACUGCUUAUUGAAUCUAAAGCAGACGUCAAUUUGACAGGUCGAAAUAAACAGACAGCAUUACAUUUGGCAGCCAGUGGACCGGAGGAAAUUGUCAAAAUGUUGAUAGAUGCUGGGGCUGAUGUUAAUGCUGAAAUACAGGAAACAGAUGCAACAGAUGAAUCUGAAACUGACAUUAAAUUCUUUGGAAAAGAAAGCCAAGGUAUUUUGAGUAAUGAAAGUAGUGUAUAUACUAGCUUUAUGUCUGAGGGUAUUGAUGAUGAAUCCCUAACAGAUUUCCCAGCUCUACAAUAUAGAUAUAACAGGAAACGUCCAUUCAAAGACAUUGGUCCAACAAAUACUAUAGCAUUCCAGUAUGGUGAGACUCCUCUGCAUAUUGCAGCUAGAAGUGGCGAAAUCGACUCCUUAAAACAUUUAAUUACAGCGGGUGCUUCAGUCAAUGCUCUAGAUAAAAAAGGAAUCUCUGUGUUGUCAAAAGCAAUAGAAAGCAAAAGUAUUGAAAAGAUCAAAUAUCUUGUAGAAGUCGGUGCUAACGUUAAUGUACCAAAUAAAGAUGGUGUCUUACCAAUUGUUGACAUAUUGCAAUUUGACAGUGUUGAACUAAUUAAACUGUUUGUAAAUCAUGGAGCAGAUCUAACAGCUUGUGAUAAAAAAAACAAUACUCUUUUGACGGUUGCCUUAAAAAGAAAUUGUAAAAAUAUAGCAUUGUUUCUAGUUGAAAAUGGCGCUGAUGUUAAUGUGUUGAUUGAUGGACAUGUUCCUGCUUUAUCAAUGGCCGUUAUGUUAGAUGAUGUGGAACUUGUAAAAAAGAUGGUUUCACAUAGAGCUGAUGUAAAUAAAGCUGAUAGAUAUGGAAACACAGCAUUACAUGUCGCUCUUUCUUUUGAGUAUGCUGAAGUGACGUCUGUUGAAUAUAUGCCUCGUUUUUUCCUUCAGGAAGAUCAAUAUUUAGAUUCAAUAAAGGGAAAACCUUCUAUGCGAUUUCUUGAUGAGAAACUUAUGAUUAACCGUUGUGAACUUGUUGAGAUUCUGAUUGAAGCUGGGGCUAAUGUAAACCAAACAAAUUAUUUUGUAGAGAGCCCUUUACACAUAGCCGCUAAGGUUGAUAACCUACUUAAAAACAAAUCUGACACUGGUGAUCAUAGCAAAUAUGAUGAAAUUCUGACAACGUUAAUAAAUCAUGGUGCUGAAGUGAGUGCUUCAAUUCUUUAUUAUUGUUUAUCAAAUGAACAGUUUGACCAAGCUGGACGUUUAUUAAACAUCAGUACGUGUCAUUUAGUAGACAAAACAUUUAGAAAUCUAUUGUCUAAUAUUGUGUUAUCACAAGUUUGGAGCAUUUUCAAAACUAGACAUUUUGAAAUUUUACAAAUGCUUGUGUACAAUGGAAUAGUGUUAAGAAGUAAAACAUAUGGAAGUGUUUCAGGGAAAACAAUCUCAUUAACCAGCCUAAUGCUAGCGAUAAUAUAUAGACUUGUUGAUUUAGCAAAAUAUCUUCUAGCAACUGGCUAUAUGACUGCAGCGGAUCUGAGGCAACUUCGACAGUUUGAUAAAUCUCCUGAAGAAUUACAUAACAUACUUUGUGAAAUAGACAAAGAACCUACUGCUUCAACCAUUGAGCUUCAAAGCCUAAUACAUGAUGUUGUUUCUCAACCCUGGCCACUGGUCAAACUUGCUUUCAUCACUGUGUCAACAAUGUUGGGUGAAGGUCCAGAGCGUGAUGAAAGACUCUCACAGACACAUUUACCACAUGACCUCAAACAACUUUUGAUGUUCCAAACUCCAGUUUCAUUACUUCCUGUUAGUGAAUGGCCGAAAAUGAAGAUUCGCUUUGAUCUUCGGGAUGGAAAAUGUCUGUCAAAUAUACACAACUUCUGGCCUUUUGAUGUUUUGUAUUCACAACUACGAUACAAACUUCAAAUUCUAAGAAACUAUACAGAAAACAGAAGCAACAAGUUUUCACUACACCACAGACGGCACCUAACAGAAGACUUUCUAAAAGCGGCGUUUGAUCUUAGAGGCAGAUGUGUCAGGUUAAACAAAGAUCAAAUACAAGAACUAGAGCCAUUAGUUGAAGAAUGUAUUAGUUCUAUAGAUGCCUGUAUUUACUAUCAUGGAAACACAUUUAAUGUUGAUAAAGGACCACAGUAUUUGGCUCUAAGGUCAGGGCUUCAGUUUAUGAUAGAAGACUUUGAAUCAUUACAAUUGGAAUACAGUGUAGGAUAUUCUGAAUUUACAGAAAACGUUGACUUUUUUACUGAACGUUUAAAAAACUGGCAGGAAAGUUUCGGAACUUUUUGUUUUUACGAAAACGUCACACACCGUGCUGAAGAUCUGCGAAAACCAGACGGGAUUCCUGAAGAGCAUACAUGGUGGUUUCCUACAGACUUUAAAUAA